AUGAAUUUUUUAAUAUUGAUAAAUAAUAUUUAUAAUAACAUAAAACUAAUUAAUACAUCCUCUGAUUCUGGUGUAGAUUCAGAUUCUCAAAUAACAAUAAUAGAAGAACCAAUUUUUAUCCCUAGGAAACCACCUAUAAAAUUAAAAUGUAAGAAAUUAAGUUUUAUACUCAUUGCGGUAUCAAUAUUUAUUCUAUUAAUAAUUUUAAUUUAUCUUUUUAUAAAUCCUAAAAAAUACAUACAAUGA
This is a messenger RNA of Hepatospora eriocheir, 246 nucleotides long. NCBI's taxonomy places the organism in Eukaryota, Fungi, Microsporidia, Hepatosporidae. The record is from the annotation of a GenBank genome assembly.